This is a messenger RNA of Lactuca virosa, 2625 nucleotides long. Lineage: Eukaryota; Viridiplantae; Streptophyta; Magnoliopsida; Asterales; Asteraceae. The record is from the annotation of a GenBank genome assembly.
AUGGAUGGCUAUGGAAUGUAUAGCCCGUUAAAACCGGUUUCUGAUUCCGUCCCGUCCAUUUCACAUUCAAUCCAAAAGAUCACUUUCGGUUCUAGUUUUGGUUUCCUUUCAGAAAAAAUGGCUAAUCUGGUCCCUGGGGUUUUGUUGAAGCUGCUUCAACACAUGAACACAGAUGUAAAAGUUGCGGGAGAACACAGAUCGUCUUUAUUGCAAGUUGUGAGCAUCGUUCCAGCUUUAGCCGGAGGUGAGCUCUUUCAAAAUCAAGGGUUUUAUCUCAAGGUAUCUGAUUCAUCUCACGCCACAUAUGUAUCAUUACCCGAUGAAAAUAUCGAUCUUAUUUUAAGCGAUAAGAUCCAGUUAGGUCAGUAUGUACACGUUGAGCGCCUCGAAUCAGCCACCCCAGUUCCAAUUUUACAUGGGGUCCGACCAGUUCCCGGCCGACACCCAUGUGUCGGAACCCCAGAAGACAUUGUUGCCACUCAUUCUUUAGGGUUCUUAAAUAACAAUGGCAGUUCCACUAGUAGCACAACUACUUCUAAACUACUUGGUAAUAUCAAAUUGCCCUCCAAAAAGGAUACAAACCCCACAACUGUGAGUGUGAGAUCAAAUGGGGCGAUCGAAAGUAAGAAAACUUCAUCAACUUUAGCAAGAUCUAAAUCCCAAUUGUCAAAAUUGGUAUUGAAUGUAGAAUCGAGGCAAUCUUUGGCAAAAGUCAAACCAUCAAGGUCAAUUCCUUCAUCUCCCACUAGUUGUUACUCUUUGCCUACUUCUUUUGAGAAGUUCUCCAAUGGGGUCAAGAAUCAGUCAAAGAUCAAAGGGUCUGAUAAGGAAAUUGGUAAAUUGAAUUUAGGGGAAAAAGGGAGUGGGGUUCGUGGGGUGAGUUCAAGUGUGAAAAAAUCUGGAAUUGGAAAUUCGAUAAAGAAUUUUGUUCAGGGUAUUGAAUUGGGGCCUAAGGCUUUGAGGAAGAGUUGGGAAGGUAAUAUGGAUGUCAAGACUCCAAGAUUAAAAGUCACCAAGAAUGAUUUGAAGCUUGAAGCUAGGAGUACUUCUGUUCCAAAAAAAUCUACAAGUGAAAGGAUUCCAUAUAAAGAGGAAGAUAACAACAACAAAUCACAAUCACUUACAAAGUCAUUAAACAAAGAGGAAAACAAGAUUCAGACACCUGUAAAGAGAUCUAUGGCUUAUGGAGAUUCGGUUGAUCAUGAUCAUUCAAAUAAGCAAAAACCAACUUUAGGUAGAAAGUCAACUUCUGAGGCAUCUACAAAUGGUCUCCCAGGGAAUUUGGUCAAAGUUUCUCUUAGUAACAAACGGUUGACCGAUGCUGGUGCUGCUUCUUGGUCUUCACUCCCAUCUUCACUUUCAAAGCUUGGAAAAGAAGUCUUGAAACAUAGAGAUGCUGCCCAAAUUGCAGCUAUUGAGGCAAUGCAAGAGGCAUCAGCUGCUGAAAGCUUACUUCAAUGCAUAAGCACAUACUCUGAACUGCGUUGUUCUGCAAAAGAAGAAAACCCACAGCCAGCUGUUGAACAAUUUUUAGCAUUACACUCAAACUUAAACAACGCCCAUCAAAUAUCCGAAUCUUUAUCCAAAACAAAUCAUCUUAAUUCAUCAUUAGAUCAAGAAGAAACCCCAUCAGAAGAACAAUUAAAACUUUCAUCAGAAAGACAAAAGCAAGCAACUUCAUGGGUUCAUGCAGCCAUGGCAACCAACUUAUCAUCCUUUUCAGUCUACACCAAACAACCCAAAUUAACCACCACCACCACCACCAAGACUCUUACUAAGCCGGUUCUUGUACUUGAGAGCUCCACCAAUGCACCAUCGCCCAAAACCGCCAAGCCCCGCCAGUCGGUCAGCUCAAAGGCUGUGAAUCCGGUGACCCCGCGGCGGCAGAACGGUCAAAAGGCUCGGGUGGUGGUGGUGCAACCGCCGCCGCCGCCACCGCCGGAAUGGGAGAGAGGUGGUGGGUUUGAUGAGGCGGUUGAUUUGGCACAGAAGUUGAAAGUGGAGUCUCGUGAGUGGUUUUUAGGGUUUGUUGAAAGAUUCUUGGAUGCUGACGUGGACACUGCGAGUAGUUUAUCGGAUAAUGGACAGAUUGCGGGGAUGCUGAGUCAGCUCAAGAGUGUGAAUGAUUGGUUGGAUGCGAUUGGAUGUGGAAAAGAUGAAGAGGAAACGUCUCGUAUUUCACCAGAGACUAUUGAUAGGAUAAGGAAGAAAAUUUACGAUUAUCUCCUUACACAUGUGGAAUCUGCUGCAGCUGCACUUGGUAAACCCUGAGGGCAAUUACGUCUUUUGCACAGACUGAGACCGAGUCCCUGUCCUGUGGUUUGUUGUGACUUGUGAGUAGUAACAACUAACACGGGGUGUAAAAGAUGACUGAAAUGGUUAAAGAUUAUAUAUUUUUUGUAUAUAAAUUACUGAGAAGGUUGUUUGGGGGGUAUAGAUGGAGUGUUGACAAAAUUUGAUUAUGAAGAAAGGCAUUGAAUUGGGGGGUUUCCUUGUGUUAAAUUUCUUGUAUUGUUUUGGAAAUGUUCAUUGAAAACUACAGAAGAAGAAGAUGAGCAAAUUUAGCAGAUUGUCUACGAAUUAUGAUAGAAGAGAAUGCCCUAAAGAUUAUAAAGGGAGAUGUGU